AUGGCUAACGUUGAGGAUAAACUUGGUUUGAACGUUACAGCAAAGCAGGCUUAUUACCCUAUUGAGCUUUCCAAUGCAGAAUUAUUGGCACACUACGAAACCAUCCAGGAGUACCAUGAGGAUAUCUCAGCUAACGUGCUUUCACAGUCUUGCAAGUUCAAGCCCGAUCCGAAGCUGAUAGAUCAGCAGCCAGAAAUGAAGCCCACCGAAACGAGAGACCGAAUCGUCACCUUUCUCUUCGAGCUGUCUAUCAUGUCUCGGGUGACGGAUGGAAUAUUUUACCACGCCGUUCGACUAUAUGAUCGGUAUUGUUCGAAGAGAGUGGUACUGGAAGAUCAGGCUAAGCUAGUGGUGGCCACCUGUCUAUGGCUUGCUGCCAAGACUUGGGGUGGUUGCAACCACAUUAUAAACAACGUAUCCAUUCCCACUGGUGGGAGAUUCUAUGGGCCUAAUCCCAGGGCUCGUAUCCCUCGUCUUACUGAGCUGGUUCAUUAUUGCGGCGGGGCGGAUGUUUUUGAUGAAUCGAUGUUCAUGCAAAUGGAAAGACAUAUCCUGGAUACUUUGAAUUGGGAUAUUUAUGAGCCUAUGAUCAGCGAUUACGUUUUGAAUGUGGACGAAAACUGCUUGAUACAAUACGAACUGUACAAGAGACAACUCGAUCAUAACAGGCAGUGGUCUCAGAAGCGCCAAUCUCAGGCGUCUAACGACAGUGAUGCUACCGUAGAUGAACGGAUCGUUGAGGAUGAAGAAGAAACUAGUGUUUAUGAAGAGGAUGAGGACGAAGAUUUGAACUCGAAGAUCCAGCUCAUAAAUGUGAAGAGAUUUUUGAUAGAUCUAAGUGCUUGGCAAUACGAGCUGCUCAAGUAUGAGAUGUUCGAGGUUUCGCACGGCAUCUUUUCGAUCAUCAACCGAUUCAGCGCCGCUGACCAUUGUGCGUUCCUCAUGACACCAUAUCCGACAGCUACCAAUCAAGCACAGCUGCUCAAUUUACUCAUAAGCGCUGUCGCUAAGGCCCCAGGGUCGCUGAUUGAAGUCUACAAGGAGAAGUCCGGCGUCAUGGAGUUCGUAAACAACGUGAAGGAAUACAGAACGGAGCUUCAAAAGAAGCUACAACUUGCAUCCGCCAUGGAUCUGUCGAGGAGACGUGCUGCCAACGCUUCGCACUGCUUUGACCAAGGCCACACGGUACCUUCGCCCACCUACUCGCAACACUACACCCCAAUGAGAAACACCAACAACUACUCCGACAAUAGCAUAUUCAGCACCAUGGAUCAAUCCUCCCCAAUCACGCCGCAGAUGUACAGCUUCGGCCAGUACGCGAACGACAGUGCAUGCGCUAGCACACUUAGCGUGAACAGCAUACCGAACAAGAACUACAGUAAAGACGACUCAAAAACUGCCUUCAAUGAAUGCAGCAAUAAGGAGAACCAGAUGCCAUUGCCGCAUCAAAUGCCACCUAGGGCAAAAUUCAUCAACAACGGGAUGUUUGUGUCCCCCAGCGGCACCGUAAACAGCGGGAACUCGAGCAAUCGGUCCUCACUCAUCUCGCUAGCAGUCGCAAACGUCAACACCAUGGUCUGA
Torulaspora globosa is the source of this 1581-nucleotide messenger RNA. It is a transcript of the gene CLN1, whose product is annotated as cyclin CLN1. The record is from RefSeq and is a predicted model, not a curated record. NCBI's taxonomy places the organism in Eukaryota, Fungi, Ascomycota, Saccharomycetes, Saccharomycetales, Saccharomycetaceae. The transcript has a single exon. Gene Ontology annotation, biological process: regulation of G1/S transition of mitotic cell cycle; regulation of cyclin-dependent protein serine/threonine kinase activity. The coding region runs from base 1 to 1581 and encodes 526 amino acids.